AUGCUGGGCCCUCGGCUGCUGCUGCUGUGGUGUUGGGGAGCCCUGCUCGGCGCCGGUCUGGAUGACACCUCCUUUGCCCACCUGGGACCCCAGGGGCUGAAAGACUCCCCACAGCCAGCGGCCGGCCGGGGCUGGUGCUCCACGUGGGGGUCCGGCCACUUCUCCACCUUCGACGGCCACGUGUAUGACUUCGAGGGGACCUGCAACUACGUCUUCGCGGCCAUCUGCAAGGACGCCUCCUCCCCCACCUUCAGCGUCCAGCUGCGGCGAGAGCCCGGCGGGAACAUCUCCCGGAUCAUCGUGGAGCUGGGGGCCUCGGUGGUCACGGUGCAGCAGGGAGCCAUCUCCAUCAAGGACGUGGGAGCCGUCAGCCUGCCCUACACUGGCAACGGGCUGCAGAUCACUCCCUUCGGCCAGAGCAUGCGGCUGGUGGCCAAGCAGCUGGAGCUGGAGCUGGUGGUGCUGUGGGGCCCCGGUGCCCACCUCACGGUCCUGGUGGAGGACAAGCACAAGGGCAGGAUGUGCGGGCUCUGCGGGAACUUUGACGGCGAAAAGACCAACGAGUUUCUGAGCGAGGACGGCACGCACCUGGAGCCCCACAAGUACGCCGCCCUCCAGAAGCUGGACGACCCCAACGAGAUCUGCGUCCACGAGGCCGUCCCGGGCCCCCGGGUCCCGCAGGCAGAGCACGCCCGGACCUGCGCCCAGCUGCUGGCCCUGGUGGCGCCCGAGUGCGACCUACCCAAGGAGCCCUUCGCGCAGAGCUGCCAGGCCGACCUGGCCGCCUGUGCCGAGCCGGGCCGGCAGAGCUGCGCCUGCGCCACGCUCUCCGCGUACUCGCACCACUGCAGCCUCGCCGGCCAGCCCGUCAGCCGCUGGCGGAGGCCCGGCCUCUGCUCGCUGGGCCAGUGCCCGGCCAACCAGGUGUACCAGGAGUGCGGCGAGGCCUGCGUCAAGACCUGCUCCCACCCACAGCACAGCUGCGCCCACUCCUGCACCUUCGGCUGCUUCUGCCCGGAAGGUCUGGUUCUUGAUGACGUUUCCAAAAACCUCACCUGCGUGCCCGUCGCCCAGUGCCCCUGCACGCUCAGCGGUGUGGCCUACGCCCCCGGGGCGGUCACUGCUGACGCCUGCCGCUCCUGCCAGUGCACCAUGGGGCGCUGGAAGUGCGAAGAGCGGCCCUGCCCCCAGCCCUGCGCCCUGGAAGGCGGCUCCUUCGUGACCACGUUCGACGCCAGGCCCUACCGCUUCCACGGCACCUGCACCUACAUCCUCCUCCAGAGCCCCCAGCUCCCAGACGGGGGCACCCUCUUGGCCGCCUACGACAAGUCUGGGUACUCGCAUUCGGAGACCUCCUUGGUCACCCUCAUCUACAUGAACAGCCAGGACAAGAUCCUGAUUACCCAGGAUCAGGUGGUCGCCAACGAAGAGGCCAAGUCGCUGCCAUACAAGAUGGGCAACAUCACGGUCUUCAGGCAGACGUCCACCCACCUGCAGAUGGCCACCACCUUCGGGCUGGACCUGGUGGUGCAGCUGCAGCCCAUGUUCCAGGCCUACAUCACCGUGGGGCCGCGGUUCAGAGGCCAGACCCGCGGGCUCUGCGGCAACUUCAACGGGGACACGACAGACGACUUCAUGACCAGCACGGGCAUCCCCGAGGGCACGGCCACGCUGUUCGUGGACUCCUGGCGGGCAGGGAACUGCCCGGCCGCCAUGCAGCGGGAGACCGACCCCUGCUCCAUGAGCCAGCUCAACAAGGUGUGCGCGGAGACCCACUGUGCGGUGCUGAUGAAUAAGAGCGCCAUCUUCGAGAGGUGCCACGCCGUGGUGGACCCCAAGCCCUUCUACAGGAGGUGCGUGUACCAGGCCUGCAACUACGAGGAGACCUUCCUGCACAUCUGCUCCGCGCUGGGGGACUACGCCCACACCUGCGCCUCCAAGGGCGUCCUGCUCAGGGGCUGGAGGAGCAGCGUCGACAACUGCACCAUCCCCUGCACGGGCAACCAGACCUACAGCUACGACAGCCGGGCCUGCGGCCGCACCUGCCUCUCCCUGUCCGACCACGCCGCCGAGUGCCACCCCAGCGCCGUGCCCAUGGAAGGCUGCAACUGCCCCGAGGGCACCUACCUCAACCACAGGGCCGAGUGCGUGCGCAAGGCCCAGUGCCCCUGCCUCGUGGACAACAAGCUCAUCCUGGCCGGCCAGUCCACUGUGGUCGAGGGCGACAUCUGCUACUGUUCCAACGGGCGGCUGAGCUGCCCUGGGCAGCAGCUGAUGCUCCUCGCAUCCUGCUCGGCCUCCAAGACGUACCAAUCCUGCAGCCAAUCCUCAAGGAACAAGUUUGGGGCGGCCUGUGCGCCCACAUGCCAGAUGCUGGCUACGGGCAUCCCUUGUAUGCCCAUCAAGUGCGAGCCCGGCUGCGUCUGCGCCGAGGGGCUCUACGAGAACGCCAGCGGGCAGUGCGUGCCCCCCGAGGAGUGCCCGUGCGAGUUUGGGGGGGUCUCCUACCCCCGGGGCGCCGAGCUAAACACCGACUGUAAGGCCUGCAUCUGCUCGAGUGGAAAGUGGACGUGCCAGCAGAGCGCCCACUGCUCGUCCACCUGCACGCUCUAUGGCGAGGGCCACGUGGUCACCUUCGACGGGCAGCGCUUCGUGUUCGAGGGCAGCUGCGAGUACAUCCUGGCCACGGAUGGCUGCGGCACCGAUGACUCCCGGCCCACCUUCAAGAUCCUGACGGAGAACGUCGUGUGUGGGAAACAGGGGGUCACCUGCUCCCGGGCCAUCAGGAUGUCCCUAGGGGGCUUGUCCAUCGUGCUGGCGGACGGGAACUACACGGUCAGCGGGACAGACGCCCAGGUGUACUUCCGGGUCAAGGCCGACUCCCUGCACCUGAUAGUGGACGUCACCAUCGGCAGCAGCUACAACCUGACGGUUAACUGGAACAAGCACAUGGCCGUCUCCCUCAAGAUCUCGCGAGCCUCGCAGGACCCCCUGUGCGGCUUGUGCGGCAACUUCAACGGGAACAUGAAGGACGACUUUGAGACGCGCAGCAAGUACGUGGUGUCCAGCGAGCUGGAGUUUGUGAACUCGUGGAAGGAGAGCCCGCUGUGCGGAGACGCCAGGCUCCCGGUGGACCCCUGCAGCCUCAACGCCUUCCACCAAGCCUGGGCCGAGCGCAAGUGCAGCAUCAUCAACAGCCAGACCUUCGCCGCCUGCCACGGCCAGGUGUACCGCCAGCCCUACUACGAGGCCUGCGUGCGCGACACCUGUGGGUGCGACAUGAGUGGGAACUGUGAGUGUCUCUGCGACGCCGUGGCCGCCUACGCCAAGGCCUGCCUGGACAAGGGCGUGUGCGUGGACUGGAGGGGCCCCGACUUCUGCCCCAUCUACUGCGACUUCUACAACUCCCACACGCGGGCGGACGACGGCCAGUACCAGUACGCCCAGGAGACCAACUGCACGUGGCACUACCAGCCGUGCCUCUGCCCCCAGCAGCUGCAGAGCCUUCCAUACACCAACAUGGAAGGCUGCUACAACUGCUCCCAGGAUGAGUACUUCGACCAGGACAAGGGGACGUGCGUGCAGUGCAUGCUGCCCACCACGCCGUCGCCGCCCACCACAGAAGCCAGGCCUACCUCGGCCACCCCCAACGUCACAGCCACCCCCGGAACCACGGGGCCCCUCAGCUCCGCCGCCCCCUCCUCCGCACAGACAGGGACAGCCCCGACCACGCAGCCAGAACCCACCGUCUCCUCGGGAGAGUCACCUCGAACGACCUCGGCCAUCACCACGCGAGCCACGUCAGGGCCGGCUCCCACAGCCACUCCCGGGUCAACAGCCACAGGACCUACUGUGACUCGGGCUACCACGCAGCCCACCACAUCCCUGCUCAGCACAGCCACGCAAUCCACAGCUCGGUCCACAGUGCGCACCACGGCGGCCUGGCCAAUGCCAACCACGCCAGGACUCGCCACAGGGUCCCCCCAAGCCCCUCACUCUGCCGGCACUGCCAAGACCACCACCUCCCUGCUGUCACACCCAUCCGCACCUGCCCUCUCUGGGACCACAUUUCCUCCACGCACCACGUUCCCCAAGACCACUGGUGGAGGCACAGGGAGCCCUGGGCCACACACUGCCACGGCCACACCCAAUGGCCCACACACUCCCCUCACUUCUCACUCCGCCCCCACCGGUUCCGUGGCCACCACCUCCCACAUUACAGGUCCGCCAUCAGGGACAUCAUUCCGCACCACCACCACCUUCCCGACCCCAUCUUCAUCCAACACCACUCAAUCCACCCAGGUCCCCAGCUCUGCCACCUCCUCUGUCACUGCCACUUCUCACAGAGUGGUCACCCCAACACAACCACACACCCCCUUUCCUUACAUCUCUACCACAAGGCCAACAGGCUCCUCUCCAUCAUCGACACACGGCCCUGCCACGGGCACAGUGCUCUCACCCUCCACACCGCCGUGGGCCACGGCCACAAGAGGGACCACCCAAGCCCCUCACUCUGACGGCACAGCCAAGACCACCACCUCCCUGCUGUCACACCCAUCCACACCUGCCCUCGCUGGGACCACAUCCCCUCCACGAACCUCCAUGUUCCCCAAGACCACCGGUGGAGGCACCGGGAGCCCAGGGCCACACACUGACACGGCCACACCCAACGGCCCACACACUCCCCUCACUUCUCACUCCGCCCCCACCGGUUCCGUGGCCACCACCUCCCACAUUACAGGUCCGCCAUCAGGGACAUCAUUCCGCACCACCACCACCUUCCCGACCCCAUCUCCAUCCAUCACCACUCAAUCCACCCAGGUCCCCAGCUCUGCCACCUCCUCUGUCACUGCCACUUCUCACAGAGUGGUCACCCCUACACAACCACACACCCUCCCUCCUUACAUCUCUACCACAAUGCCAACAGGCUCCUCUCCAUCAUCGACUCACGACCCUGCCACGGGCACAGUGCUCUCACCCUCCACACCGCCGUGGGCCACGGCCACAAGAGGGACCACCCAAGCCCCUCACUCUGCCGGCACAGCCAAGACCACCACCUCCCUGCUGUCACACCCAUCCGCACCUGCCCUCUCUGGGACCACAUCCCCUCCACGCACCUCCAUGUUCCCCAAGACCACCGGUCUAGGCACCGGGAGCCCAGGGCCACACACUGACACGGCCACACCCAACGGCCCACAAACUCCCUUCACUACUCACUCCGCCCCCACUGGUUCCGUGGCCACCACCUCCCACAUUACAGGUCCGCCAUCAGGGACAUCAUUCCGCACCAGCACCACCUUCCCGACCCCAUCUCCAUCCAUCAGCACUCAAUCCACCCAGGUCCCCAGCUCUGCCACCUCCUCUGUCACUGCCACUUCUCACAGAGUGGUCACCCCAACACAACCACACACCCACCCUCCUUACAUCUCUACGGCAAGGCCAACAGGCUCCUCUCCAUCAUCGACACACGGCCCUGCCACGGGCACAGUGCUCUCACCCUCCACACCGCCGUGGGCCACGGCCACAAGAGGGACCACCCAAGCCCCUCACUCUGCCGGCACAGCCAAGACCACCACCUCCCUGCUGUCACACCCAUCCGCACCUGCCCUCUCUGGGACCACAUCCCCUCCACGAACCUCCAUGUUCCCCAAGACCACCGGUGGAGGCACCGGAAGCCCCGGGCCACACACUGCCACGGCCACACCCAACGGCCCACACACUCCCCUCACUUCUCACUCCGCCCCCACUGGUUCCGUGUCCACCACCUCUCACAUUACAGGUCCGCCAUCAGGGACGUCAUUCCGCACCACCACCACCUUCCCGACCCCAUCUCCAUCCAACACCACUCAAUCCACCCAGGUCCCCAGCUCUGCCACUUCCUCUGUCACUGCCACUUCUCACAAAGUGGUCACCUCAACACAACCACACACCCCCUUUCCUUACAUCUCUACCACAAGGCCAACAGGCUCCUCUCCAUCAUCGACUCACGACCCUGCCACAGGCACAGUGCUCUCACCCUCCACACCGCCGUGGGCCACGGCCACAAGAGGGACCACCCAAGCCCCUCACUCUGCCGGCACAGCCAAGACCACCACCUCCCUGCUGUCACACCCAUCCGCACCUGCCCUCUCUGGGACCACAUCCCCUCCACGCACCUCCAUGUUCCCCAAGACCACCGGUCUAGGCACCGGGAGCCCAGGGCCACACACUGACACGGCCACAACCAACGGCCCACAAACUCCCUUCACUUCUCACUCCGCCCCCACCGGUUCCGUGGCCACCACCUCCCACAUUACAGGUCCGCCAUCAGGGACAUCAUUCCGCACCACCACCACCUUCCCGACCCCAUCUCCAUCCAACACCACUCAAUCCACCCAGGUCCCCAGCUCUGCCACCUCCUCUGUCACUGCCACUUCUCACAGAGUGGUCACCCCAACACAACCACACACCCACCCUCCUUACAUCUCUACCGCAAGGCCAACAGGCUCCUCUCCAUCAUCGACACACGGCCCUGCCACGGGCACAGUGCUCUCACCCUCCACACCGCCGUGGGCCACGGCCACAAGAGGGACCACCCAAGCCCCUCACUCUGCCGGCACUGCCAAGACCACCACCUCCCUGCUGUCACACCCAUCCGCACCUGCCCUCUCUGGGACCACAUCCCCUCCACGCACCUCCAUGUUCCCCAAGACCACCGGUGGAGGCACCUGGAGCCCUGGGACAUAUACAGCCACGGCCACACCCAACUGGCCACACACUCCUUUCACCUCUCACUUUGCUCCCAUGAGUUCAGUCUCUACCACUUCACAGUCCACUUCUCUCACCACCCGCGUCCCCAUGCCCAGCCUCAUGUCAUCCACGCUGGGGGUGACAUCCAUCCGAAGUUCUCCAGCCACGAACCUCACGACCAAGCAUCCUGGUACUACUGGCCUGCUUACCACGGUCUUCCUGGCCAGCUCCAUCACUGCGCACCGAAGCUCCUCCUCCCCUACUCCCUGGUCCUCCACGUCUUCUCUCCUCACCUCCGUGCCCGGCUACUCCAAGGUCUGCCGGGUGCGGGAGCAGGAGGAGGAGGUCACUUACCAGGGGUGCACAGCCAACGUGACAGUGACCCGCUGCGAGGGAGUGUGCGCCUCCUCAGCCAGGUUCAACGCGCACACCAAGGAAGUGAACACCCUCUGCAGCUGCUGCCACCCCCUUGGCUACUACGAGAAGCAGCUGGUACUGCCGUGUCCAGACCCCGGAGCACCAGGCGAGCAGCUGGUACUCACGCUGCAGGUGUUCAAACACUGCAUAUGUGGCCUCUGGCGCUGCAGAGACCUGGGGCCAGCCCUCCUGGCGAGAGGAUGA
Molecule: messenger RNA, 7350 nt
Organism: Pipistrellus nathusii (Nathusius's pipistrelle)
Lineage: Eukaryota; Metazoa; Chordata; Mammalia; Chiroptera; Vespertilionidae
Source: the annotation of a GenBank genome assembly